UGUCAGUCUAAUGGUGCGUUUCCGAAGUAGUACACAUAUGGUGUGAUUUGCUAGUGGUUUCGGAAAACGGCACACGCCAAUUUGCCUUCCAGCAGUGAAUCGCACUGUCGGACUGUGAAGACACUGCCGCUCACAGCCGCUUGAAAGUUUUUCUUUAUCAGACAGCUGAGUUUGAGUAUUUAACCUUCAUUUCCAUUGUUUACUGUGAUAUUGGUGUUUGGAUUAUACGCCCACCCACGGUUGUAGCAGUUCAGUAUAAUUGUAGAAGAAAAGAUGUGCUGUUCCUGAAUCAAUACAGAAGUUCGAAUCGCUGUAAAGGAAAUCAUGUCAAAGUAGCGAGAAAACUAAGCUGUGUGAAAAUAAAUUUCCCUUUUACAUUCCUUUGGACUGGAAUCGAUCAUCUGGGACGGAGCCUCCGGGGCAAUCUGUCGAACAAUGUCGCCCGCAUUCCUGGCGGUGAUAGCCGUCAUCUUGUGCAUAUUAUUCCGCAUCCUGAACGUUAACAGUCAACCACAGAUUCCGCAUCUGCUCUGCCGUGAUGGCCAGUUCAUGGAAUGUUUCAACAAAAUCGCUCCGAUGUUGCGAGAACCCUACAUUCCAACGCGCUUAUGGGGCUUCAGUGGACACAUCCAGACAAUUAUUCACAGCAUCGUGGGCCGGGUGAAAUGCCCUUGGCCCUUGGGCGAGCGAGUCUAUCUGGCAUUGGCAGACGGUUCCACACUUACCUACGAUCUGUAUCAACCACUGAUAACCUCUGUUGAAGACGACAUCACCGUAGCCAUAUGCCCUGGAAUUGGCAACUCUUCCGAGUCGGUAUACAUCCGUACCUUCGUACACUACGCACAAUGUCACGGUUACCGGUGUGCCGUGUUGAAUCAUAUCGGUGUUCUGGAUAGUGUUCAAGUUACGUCUAGCCGCAUAUUUACGUAUGGUCAUACGGACGAUUACUCGGCAAUGAUUAACAACCUGUUGAGGAAAUAUCCCACGACCAACAUCGUUUCCGUUGGUUUCUCCCUGGGUGGCAAUUUAAUUUCGAAGUAUUUGGGCGAAGCAGUGCGAUCGAGCAACAUAAUCGGGGGCAUUUCCAUCUGCCAGGGCUACAAUGCCGUCGUGGCUACUCAAUGGCUGCUCAAGUGGCAAAACUUUCAUCGCUUCUAUCUGUACGUUUUGACUGAAAAUGUUAAAAGCAUAAUUAUGAAGCACCGGCAUGUGCUACUGGCGGACGACAUCAAACAGCGACAUCUGCUGAACGAACGGGAAAUUGCGGCGGCAGCAACCCUGCCCGAGCUAGACGAGGCCUACACGCGACGAGUUCACAACUUCAAGACUGUGAAGGACAUGUACAGCUGGAGCAGUUCGAUUAACUAUUUAGCUAAUAUCAAACGACCAAUGGUAUUCGUAAACGCCAGAGAUGAUCCGCUAGUUCCGGAUGUUCUACUGAAUCCUGUGAAGGAGUUCGCAACUACACACAACCAGUCCCUCUACAUCGAACUAGCAAACGGUGGCCACUUGGGCUUCUACGAGGGUGGUCUGAUCUACCCGAAUCCGGUUACCUGGCUCGAUAGGGCUCUGGUAGCACUGAUCGGCGGCAUCGUAAUGUCGCACAAUGACAUGCUGAUAGCGAAACAAAGUGCUGCCAUAAUUUAAGAUUCGCUAACAUUCCCAUCGCCAACGUCCAGCUACUACGACAACUACUUCAGUGGCAAUCGUGUCACUAGAUGGUUUCACCGGUGGCUUUCGCCUUUUCAGGCCAUACCAUCGACACCUUCUAUAGGUGGCGUUUUGGUUGCGUUAUUUAAACUGUGUCUCUCCACCAUUUUGCGGCGGAAGACCGAUUUUACCCCAACCGAAACCUCCACUGUCUCAACCCCAGCUCCAGCAACAGGUUAGUUUAUGUUCUCCAAUUUUUUUCAUAAUGUCUCAACAACUGCAAAACCCACUGGGAUGCUUGGCGAAGGGAAUGAUGUUAAAACGAAACGGAUUUUUCAUCGUAGAGUAACAAUAAGUUUGGACUUCAAACGACGCAACGUCGCUAAAUUUUAAUUCAUUCACCGUUGAUAGAUUGUAGGUACUCUUUGUUGAUUUUUGUAAUCCGUUUUUCGAAUCUGAUUUUUAUUGCAGAGAUAUACAGCUAAGUAUUGUCGCGCUUUUGAGAUAAUUUACCGACUCGUGUUAGCACUCUGAGUUCCUUACACGUACGAUAAAUAAAUGAAUGGUAAAACCUUUGUUCGAAAAAGGUUUAAAAAAAAUCAAAUGAAAGAUAAAUUGUGAUAAAUGUAAUUUAUCUCUUAAUUUGAGAUAACAGAAAACAGUAAUUGCAAACAAGGCAUCAAUAUUUCGCUGUGACGCGCUUUAAAGUAACCGCAGCAGUAAUUUUCAUAUCCAGUAAGCAUAUAUUCGUGACCUAGUCCGAGUCCGAGUGUGCAUACGCAAGCGUGAGGUGUGAUUUGGCACAAAACGUUAUCCUAAAAUUCCAGUGUCUCAGAACUACACGGUACAAAAGGAAGCUGCAAAAUAAGCGAAGCGUUCAAAUUUAUCGUCCGUUUUAUUUAUUAUAAGGUUGACAUAUUACUGAAACAGUGCAUAAAACAAUAUUAUCAUACAGUCAAUAUUUGAUAAAGUUUGUUGCUUAACGCAUAUAGUUUCGUUGUAUGCUUUCAAAUGAUUCGGUAUCAUUCGUUUUAUCGAUUAACUAUUUUAAGAUCAAUUAUGGUGCUUUCACAGGUACAUGUCUAUAGACAAUAAUAAAUCUUGAAUAGUACAAGCGGAGAGAUUGCUCUGAAGGUAAAAUUUCGAAUUCGAUAAUUUUUAAUUUUAUAUCUCUGGUCCUUGUCGAAAAGUCAAAUAGUAUAACGUUCCAACAUUUUUAAUGUGUUAACGAUAAUCCAACUUCUGUUUAAAUUAACUUUCCCUAAUUGAAUGUAAUCUUCAUCAAAUAAGAUUUGGGAUUUUUGAAGCAGCUUUCAUGAAUGCUAUUGCUGAAACACCAACAAAACAGUUUUUUUUUUGUCAUUUGUUCUUAUAUCCACUGCAGUACAAAUAAUAUACUAGACUUUUUCGUUUUCUCAAUCACACUUAACUGUUAGAUGAAACUUGUACCACCGAUACAUUUUUAUUUUCACUAAACGGUUCUCUGGCGAUUGCAAUGUAAAUGAUCGCAAAAAAAUUGAUGACAACUUCUGUAGAACAUUUAUGAUUUUAUUCAUCAGAAAAAAACACGAUUUAAGGUUCAACUGAAUAUAUUUGAAAUUUUUGGAUAAUUUCCUCGAAAGAAUCCGACCGAUCGAGAGAGAGAGAGAGAGAGAGAGAGAGAGAGAGAGAGAGAGAACAAUGUGAAGCUUUUAGAAACACAGAUUUCGAUG
Wyeomyia smithii (pitcher-plant mosquito) is the source of this 3362-nucleotide messenger RNA. RefSeq names its product abhydrolase domain-containing protein 2 (gene Hydr2). Gene Ontology annotation, cellular component: sperm plasma membrane; sperm flagellum. Gene Ontology annotation, biological process: medium-chain fatty acid biosynthetic process; medium-chain fatty acid catabolic process; acylglycerol catabolic process. Gene Ontology annotation, molecular function: acetylesterase activity; monoacylglycerol lipase activity. The coding region runs from base 436 to 1647 and encodes 403 amino acids. Lineage: Eukaryota; Metazoa; Arthropoda; Insecta; Diptera; Culicidae. The record is from RefSeq and is a predicted model, not a curated record. The transcript has 6 exons.